Molecule: messenger RNA, 8363 nt
Organism: Pseudophryne corroboree (corroboree frog)
Lineage: Eukaryota; Metazoa; Chordata; Amphibia; Anura; Myobatrachidae
Gene: TLN2
Product: talin 2
Exons: 59
Coding region: 179-7882 (2567 amino acids)
Biological process (GO): cell-cell adhesion
Cellular component (GO): focal adhesion; cytoskeleton; ruffle
Molecular function (GO): structural constituent of cytoskeleton; integrin binding; actin filament binding
Source: RefSeq, a predicted model, not a curated record
CUUAUCCCGCGCAUGCGUGUACUGAGUCCGGGGGUCGGGCAGUGCUUCGGGCGGAGAGAAGGCUGGGGAUGGAGAGGGAGUGACCCGGGGUCCGACAGGGAUCACGGCCAGGCAAGUCUGGUAAUUGGACAGGCUCCACUUCCUGAAGUGUGCAGGGUUUGUCCAGUUAGCAGUCACCAUGGUUGCCCUGUCGCUGAAGAUCUGCAUCCGGCAGUGCAAUGUGGUGAAGACCAUGCAAUUUGAACCGUCCACUGCGGUCUAUGAUGCCUGCCGGAUCAUCCGGGAGAGGGUCCCCGAGGCUCAGACUGGCCAAGCAUUCGACUUUGGUCUGUUCUUAUCAGAUGAAGAUCCAAGGAAAGGAAUCUGGCUGGAGGCUGGCAGGACCCUGGAUUAUUACAUGCUGAGGAACGGGGAUGUCCUGGAAUAUAAAAAGAAACAGCGACCCCAGAAGAUUCGAAUGUUAGAUGGAGCAGCGAAAAUGAUAAUGGUGGAUGACUCUAAGACCGUGGGAGAACUUCUAGUGACCAUCUGCAGCAGGAUAGGUAUAACAAACUAUGAGGAGUAUUCUCUGAUCCGUGAGACCGCUGAAGAGAAGAAAGAAGAACCUACAGGAACAUUAAAAAAGGACAGAACUCUCCUCAGAGAUGAGAAAAAAAUGGAGAAACUAAAAGCGAAGCUUCACACAGAGGAUGAGUUGAAUUGGCUCGAUCACAGCCGCACAUUUCGAGAGCAGGGAGUAGAUGAAAACGAGACCUUGCUUCUCCGCAGAAAGUUCUUCUAUUCAGAUCAGAAUGUGGAUUCUAGAGAUCCUGUUCAGCUCAACUUGCUCUAUGUUCAGGCCCGUGAUGACAUUUUGAAUGGUUCUCACCCUGUGUCAUUUGACAAGGCCUGUGAGUUUGGAGGAAUACAAACCCAAAUUCAGUUUGGACCUCAUGUGGAAGUCAAACAUAAACCGGGAUUCCUAGACCUUAAAGAGUUUCUACCAAAAGAAUAUAUCAAACAAAGAGGAGCAGAGAAGAAAGUAUUCCAGGAUCAUAAAAACUGUGGAGAAAUGACAGAAAUUGAAGCCAAGGUGAAGUAUGUGAAGCUGGCUCGGUCUUUACGGACUUAUGGAGUCUCAUUCUUUUUGGUUAAGGAGAAAAUGAAGGGUAAGAACAAACUUGUGCCACGACUCCUUGGGAUCACUAAGGAAUCGGUAAUGAGGGUGGAUGAGAAAACAAAGGAUGUGCUCCAAGAAUGGCCUCUGACAACGGUUAAACGCUGGGCUGCCUCCCCAAAAAGCUUUACCCUGGAUUUUGGAGAGUAUCAGGAGAGUUACUAUUCUGUACAAACCACAGAAGGGGAACAGAUAUCCCAGCUCAUCGCUGGAUACAUUGACAUCAUCCUCAAGAAGAAACAGAGUAAAGACCGCUUUGGACUAGAGGGGGAUGAAGAAUCCACCAUGUUAGAAGAGUCUGUUUCACCAAAAAAAUCCACUAUCCUUCAGCAGCAACAGGUCACUCGGCCCGGUAAGCCUGAACAUGGUACUGUCGCCCUGCCAGCCAUUAUACGCUCAGGAUCAAGUGGCCCAGAAACGUUCAACAUAGGCAGUAUGCCGUCAGCACAACAGCAGCUUACUACAGGCCAGAUGCACAGAGGUCACAUGCCACCACUGACUUCAGCGCAGCAGGCUCUAAUGGGGACCAUUAACACCAGCAUGCAUGCGGUUCAACAGGCACACGAUGAUCUGAGCCAAGUGGACAAUCUACCACCUCUAGGACAUGAUAUGGCAUCCAGAGUUUGGAUUCAAAACAAAGUAGAUGAGUCAAAACAUGAGAUCCACUCCCAGGUAGAUGCUAUCACUGCAGGAACAGCAUCGGUAGUGAACCUGACUGCAGGGGAUCCAACAGAGACUGAUUACACAGCGGUGGGCUGCGCUAUUACCACUAUCUCCUCUAAUUUGACUGAGAUGUCGAAGGGAGUGAAGUUGUUGGCUGCUCUGAUGGAGGAUGAGGUUGGAAGUGGGGAGAAAUUACUGGGAGCAGCAAGAACCCUUGCCGGUGCUGUUUCCGAUCUACUUACAGCUGUACAGCCAUCUUCUGAGGAGCCCCGUCAGACCGUUCUCACAGCAGCUGGCAGUAUAGGGCAAGCAAGUGGAGACCUGCUACGACAAAUAGGAGAAAAUGAAGCUGAUGAAAGGUUCCAGGAUGUAUUAAUGAGCCUGGCAAAGGCUGUAGCUAAUGCUGCUGCCAUGCUGGUACUGAAAGCCAAGAAUGUGGCACAAGUGACAGAAGACACAGUGCUACAGAAUAGAGUUGUUGCUGCUGCUACUCAAUGUGCGCUCUCUACCUCGCAGUUGGUGGCCUGUGCCAAGGUGGUUAGCCCAACUAUUAGUUCUCCAGUGUGUCAGGAACAAUUGAUUGAGGCUGGAAAGUUAGUGGAUCGCUCUGUGGAGAACUGUGUGCGUGCAUGCCAGUCAGCCACAGAAGAUGUGGAACUUUUGAAACAAGUCAGUGCAGCAGCCACUGUGGUCAGCCAAGCCCUUAAUGACCUCCUGCAGCAUGUCCGUCAGUUUGCAAGCCGCGGGGAACCCAUUGGACGGUAUGACCAGGCUACAGAUACUAUCAUGUCAGUCACAGAGAGCAUAUUCAGUUCCAUGGGUGAUGCAGGAGAAAUGGUGCGACAAGCACGAGUAUUAGCCCAAGCUACAUCAGAUCUGGUGAAUGCCAUGAGGUCUGAUGCAGAAGCGGAGAUAGAUAUGGACAAUUCUAAGAAACUGCUGGCUGCUGCCAAGCUUCUGGCUGAUUCCACUGCUCGCAUGGUGGAAGCUGCAAAAGGAGCUGCAGCUAACCCUGAGAAUGAAGAUCAGCAACAGCGACUCAGGGAAGCUGCAGAGGGCUUGAGAGUGGCAACCAAUGCAGCAGCCCAAAAUGCCAUAAAGAAGAAGAUUGUGAACAGACUAGAGGCUGCUGCAAAACAGGCUGCUGCAGCUGCUACACAGACCAUAGCUGCCUCACAGAAUGCUUCUGUCUCCAACAAGAAUAUGUCGGCUCAUCAGCAACUGGUUCAGAGCUGUAAGGUUGUGGCUGAUCAUAUUCCUCACCUGGUACAGGGUGUGCGGGGCAGCCAGGCACAGACAGAAGAUCUGAGUGCACAGCUAGCUCUUAUUGUCUCCAGCCAGAACUUCCUACAGCCUGGAAGCAAGAUGGUAUCUUUUGCCAAGGCCGCUGUGCCCACCGUAACUGAUCAGGCAGCUGCCAUGCAGUUAGGUCAGUGUGCCAAGAACCUUGCGACCAGUUUGGCUGAGCUGCGGACGGCUACACAGAAGGCCCAUGAGGCUUGUGGACCUAUGGAAAUUGAUUCAGCCCUGAAUGCUGUCCAAACCCUAAAGAACGAGUUGCAGGAUGCAAAAAUGGCUGCUUCAGACAGGCAAUUGAAACCACUUCCAGGAGAGACGCUGGAGAAGUGCGCCCAAGACCUCGGCAGCACAUCUAAGACCGUUGGCUCAUCUAUGGCUCAGCUGCUGACAUGUGCCGCUCAGGGGAAUGAACAUUAUACAGGUGUUGCUGCAAGAGAAACUGCACAGGCUCUUAAAACCCUGGCGCAGUCUGCUCGAGGGGUAGCAGCUUCCACUGGCGACCCACAGGCUGCUAGCGACAUGUUGGAUUCGGCUAGAGAUGUGAUGGACGGGUCAGCCAACCUCAUCCAGGAAGCAAAGCAAGCUCUAGUGGCCCCGGGUGAUGCUGAGAUUCAGCAGAGACUGGCCCAGGUGGCUAAAGCGGUCUCUCAUUCGCUGAAUAACUGCGUGAAUUGCCUUCCGGGGCAGAAGGAUGUGGAUAUGGCUCUUAAGAGCAUUGGAGAAUCCAGUAAGAAGCUGCUUGUGGAUUCGCUUCCUCCAAGCACCAAGUCUUUUCAGGAGGCACAAAGCGGGCUGAACCAGGCAGCUGAGGAUCUGAACCAGUCAGCUGGAGAGGUGGUUCACGCUUCCCGGGGGCAGAGCGGGGAGCUGGCAGCCGCGUCUGGCAAAUUCAGUGAUGAUUUUGAUGAAUUCCUCGAUGCUGGAAUUGAAAUGGCUGGACAAACACAGAGCAAAGAUGACCAGAUGCAAGUUAUAGGGAACCUCAAGACCAUUUCCAUGGCCUCAAGCAAACUUCUUCUGGCUGCAAAAUCUCUGUCUGUUGAUUCUGGAGCUCCAAGUGCCAAGAAUCUUCUGGCAGCAGCUGCAAGGGCCGUGACAGAGAGCAUAAACCAGCUAAUCACCAUAUGUACCCAGCAGGCUCCAGGACAAAAAGAAUGUGACAAUUCUCUACGUGAGCUGGAGACUGUGAAAGGGAUGCUUGAAAACCCUAAUGAACCAGUCAGUGACCUGUCCUACUUUGACUGCAUUGAGAGUGUGAUGGAGAAUUCUAAGAUCCUUGGAGAAUCCAUGGCAGGGAUUUCUCAGAAUGCCAAAACUGGAGACUUACCAGUGUUUGGGGAGUGUGUCGGUGUAGCUUCCAAAGCUCUUUGUGGGCUGACAGAAGCUGCUGCACAGGCAUCGUACCUGGUGGGUAUUUCUGAUCCCAAUAGCCAGGCUGGCCAGCAAGGGCUUGUUGAUCCAAUUCAGUUUGCCAGAGCUAAUCAAGCCAUCCAGAUGGCUUGCCAGAACUUAGUAGAUCCAGCCAGCAGCCCGUCUCAGGUUCUGUCAGCUGCCACCAUAGUUGCCAAACACACCUCAGCACUGUGCAAUGCCUGCCGCAUUGCGUCUUCCAAAACUGCCAAUCCCGUGGCUAAAAGGCACUUUGUCCAAUCGGCCAAAGAGGUGGCGAACAGUACUGCCAACUUAGUGAAAACAAUCAAGACUCUAGAUGGAGACUUUUCAGAUGACAAUCGUGAGAAGUGCAGCGCAGCUACCGCGCCACUUAUAUCCGCUGUAGAGAACUUGACAGCAUUUGCCUCAAAUCCUGAAUUUGCCAGUAUUCCAGCCAAGAUAAGUACAGAGGGGUCUCGUGCUCAAGAGCCUAUAUUAGUCUCUGCUGUCACCAUGCUAGAGAGCUCAUCAUCGCUUAUUAAGACUGCCCGAUCUCUCGCAAUAAAUCCUAAAGAUCCACCAACGUGGUCUAGCCUGGCUGGUCAUUCCCGAAUAGUCUCUGACUCUAUUAAGAGUCUGAUUACAUCCAUCAGGGACAAAGCUCCAGGACAGAGAGAGUGUGAUUAUUCUAUUGAUAGCAUCAACCGAUGUAUUCGUGACAUUGAGCAUGCAUCUCUCGCAAGUGUCAGUCAGAACCUGGCUAUGAGGGAUGAUAUCUCACUAGAGGCGCUUCAGGAACAACUGACAUCUGUAGUACAAGAGAUUGGUCACCUCAUUGAUCCCAUUACUACAGCAGCACGAGGCGAAGCUGCUCAGCUUGGACACAAGGUCACCCAACUUGCCCGCUACUUUGAGCCUUUAAUCAUGGCUGCCGUUGGUGUGGUUUCCAAAAUCCUGGACCAUCAGCAACAGAUGACAGUACUGGAUCAAACCAAGACAUUGGCAGAGUCUGCUUUACAGAUGUUAUAUGCUGCCAAAGAAGGUGGAGGGAACCCCAAGGCAUCCCAUACACACGAUGCCAUUGCAGAAGCAGCUCAGCUGAUGAAGGAGGCUGUGGAUGACCUGAUGAUCACCCUUAACGAGGCUGCCAGUGAAGUUGGCAUGGUGGGAGGCAUGGUGGAUUCUAUUGCAGAUGCCAUGAGCAAGCUUGACGAAGGAACGCCACCAGAGCCCACAGGAACCUUUGUGGAUUACCAAACCACAGGUGUUAAAUAUUCCAAGGCUAUUGCCGUGACUGCCCAGGAGAUGAUGACAAAAUCUGUAACUAAUCCAGAGGAACUUGGAGGUUUGGCAUCUCAGGUGACCAGUGACUAUGGAAAUCUAGCAGUCCAGGGUCGUAUGGCUGCAGCCACAGCAGAACCCAAAGAGGUUGGGUUUCAGAUUAAAACAAGGAUUCAGGAUUUGGGACAUGGCUGUAUAUUUUUGGUACAGAAAGCUGGAGCCUUGCAGAUCUGUCCCUCUGAUAGUUACACAAAGCGGGAGCUGAUUGAAUGCGCGCGAGCUGUGACAGAGAAGGUAUCACUGGUUCUGUCAGCUCUGCAGGCGGGUAACAAGGGAACACAGGCUUGCAUCACUGCAGGCAGUGCAGUGUCUGGCAUUAUUGCCGAUCUGGAUACCACCAUCAUGUUUGCCACAGCUGGGACACUCAACUCUGAAAACAAGGAGUCUUUUGCUGACCACAGGGAGAACAUCCUUAAGACUGCCAAGGCUCUUGUAGAGGACACAAAGUUGUUGGUGUCUGGUGCAGCAUCUAGUCAAGAGAAGCUGGCGCAGGCAGCGCAGUCAUCAGCCAACACUAUUACACAGCUGGCAGAGGUGGUGAAAUUGGGUGCCGCUAGUUUAGGGUCUGAUGACCCUGAAACCCAGCUCUAUAUCUAUCUUCAAAUAAGACGUCCGGGCCAAGAAGCAAUAUUCCAAAUGAACACGGAGCACUGUCGGGUAGUGCUAAUCAAUGCAAUUAAGGAUGUUGCAAAGGCUCUAGGGGAUCUAAUUGGAGCCACAAAAGGUGCAGCUGGUAAAGCAGCCGAUGACUCCUCCAUGUACCAGUUGAAGAGCGCAGCUAAGGUCAUGGUGACAAAUGUGACAUCCCUCUUGAAGACUGUGAAAGCUGUGGAAGACGAAGCCACACGUGGCACAAGGGCUUUGGAAGCCACAAUUGAGCACAUCAAACAAGAGCUGACAGUUUUCCAGUCCAAGGAGGUUCCUGAAAAGACAACAUCCCCUGAAGAAUCAAUUCGCAUGACCAAAGGAAUUACUACAGCAACAGCCAAAGCGGUGGCAGCUGGCAAUUCUUGUCGACAGGAAGAUGUAAUCGCUACUGCCAACUUGAGCCGAAAAGCAGUUUCCGAAAUGUUGACAGCAUGCAAGCAAGCUGUGUACCAUCCAGACAUCAGCACAGAAACAAGGGAGCGAGCACUGAAAUAUGGGACAGAGUGUACACUGGGAUAUGUGGAAAUGCUGGACCAUGUCUUAUCUAUUCUGCAGAAACCCACCCCAGAAGGGAAGGUUCAGCUGUCUGGCUACUCCAAACGUAUUGCGUCAGCUGUGACGGAACUGAUCCAGACCACGGAAACCAUGAAAGGCACAGAAUGGGUGGAUCCUGAAGAUCCCACAGUUAUUGCUGAGACGGAGCUGCUUGGAGCUGCAGCUUCUAUUGAGGCAGCAGCUAAGAAACUGGAACAGCUCAGACCACGGGCCAAACCAAGGCAGGCAGACGAGACUCUGGACUUCGAGGAACAGAUCUUAGAAGCAGCAAAGUCAAUUGCAGCUGCCACAAGCGCGCUAGUGAAAUCUGCCUCCGCAGCACAGAGAGAGCUGGUGGCACAAGGCAAGGUUGGAGCAAUUGCAGCUAAUGCAGCUGAUGAUGGCCAGUGGUCCCAGGGACUCAUUUCUGCUGCCAGGAUGGUGGCCGCGGCAACAAGCAACUUGUGCGAAUCGGCCAACGCCUCAGUGCAGGGCCACGCCAGUGAGGAGAAACUCAUCUCCUCUGCCAAGCAAGUAGCAGCCUCCACUGCCCAACUUCUGGUCGCCUGCAAGGUGAAAGCUGACCAAGACUCGGAAGCCAUGAGAAGACUCCAGGCUGCUGGCAAUGCUGUGAAAAGAGCCUCGGAUAACCUGGUGAGAGCAGCCCAGAAAGCUGCCUUCAGUAAAGCUGAGGAUGAUGAUGUUGUUGUGAAGACGAAGUUUGUGGGUGGGAUUGCACAGAUCAUUGCAGCUCAGGAGGAAAUGCUAAAGAAGGAGAGAGAGCUAGAAGAAGCCCGUAAGAAGCUAGCCCAAAUCCGCCAACAACAGUAUAAAUUCCUACCAUCCGCCCUGAGGGAGGAGGAGAGCUAAUGAUCCAGCCUGGCCUGAUAACUGGAACCGGAGUCUGCUCUGCAGCAAGCAGGGACAAAACAAAUGACUGUAGCUGGAUCCGUCCCUCUGUAGCUCACUAGAUUCUAAAACCACUAUAAAACGGAGAGAUGGAGUGUGAUUUUUCAUGCUGAAGACAAACAGUAUUAUUACCCAAGGUGGACAUGCCCUAUUAUAUAAAUAAAGUAUAUAUAUAAAGAUAUACACAGCUACAGGGGUCUGAGAGACUGUGACUUGGGGAAAAGACCGUCCUGCAACAAUAUGUGUGCUUUUAGAGAUUGUCUCCCUUUUCAUGUAACCACUAAUGUCGCGGGUGCCUGCAAUGCAGAGCUAAACAUUGAAGGGGUUAAAUUACCUUUUUUUUUUCUAGUCUGUUGAAAGUUUUAUUUGGUCACUGGAACAAUUCUGUACCGUUAAAUAAUGUACACAAAACCUCUUGGAAAAUAAAGGCACUUGUAAUGAA